GAUUUCAUUUACGUAUUAUCAUUUUUUUGUCGUUAGUAUCAAAAACAAAGUUCAAAACAAAAUUCCCCAGCUCGGGGGGGAAUUGUUAAAUUUUUUUGACGUUUUUGCGUUUUAUUGGUCGGGAAAGAAACUUUUCACGGUCAUUUUGAAGUAUAUCGACUAUAUAAAUUCUAAAUUUUCUGAAAUGAAUGUAUUGUGAAAUAUAGUUGACUUGGUUUUCAAUCUCUAUAGAUUCAAAAUUUUUUACGCAUUAUUUGACGCACAAGCUAAUAUCCGUUAAGAUGGGUUCAAAAUUUAGAUCAUCGAUCGUUCGAUCGAUGUUUCUGAUUGGUUGCUUGUCAUUAUUAUUUGCUAACGUUAAAUCGGUACCGAGUCCAAUAAAGCAAAUAAGAAGUUUAGUAAGUGUAAUUAACGAUAUUACCACACUAUUUACCGGUAUGGAUGGUCUUAUUAAGUUGAUACAAAAUGACGAUAGCAAUGAAAAAUUUCAAAAAAAAGUAACGAAUCAGCUUGACGACAUUUAUAAAGCGUGUUUGACAAUCGAUGACGUUAAAAAGGAAGUUCAAAGUGUGAACUAUGCUGUAAGCUCAAAUGCCGCCCAAGUUAUUUCGGAAACGAAUUUGAAACUUGAUAUGGGAUACACGACAACAAUUGAAGGCAAAUUGAAAGAAAUUGGAAGGCUAUAUGAAAAUGAUUUUAAUGAUAUUUAUCAAGCAAUGGGAGCCUCCAGCAAUGAAACGAUCGAUGAAAUUGUUGCCGAUAUGCUUAAAAACGACUUGAAACGUUUUCUAAAACAGAUUUUGGACGCUACUAAGUUAUCUGAAGCAGCGGAUCGUGCCUAUGCAAAAGAUAAUAUUUUUGCAAAUGCUGUCGCUUAUUCUAAAAAUGAGAGAGAUCAUCACCGAGAUUGUAAUGUUAUUUCGGCAUACGAUAAACUAUACAAUUAUUAUAAAUAUGUAAUAACGACUGUCACCCAAGGCUAUACUAUGAUCAUAAUGGCUUAUCAGUAUCGUAAACUACACUCGAAUGAUCCAAGCUACAAUACAAACAAACAACUUAUCUAUUUUAAUUUGUAUAAAGAAGCUAUAAUUAAAAUAACUGAAUCUGUACAGUAUUAUCUGGAGUUAAAUAACAACGCAAUUUUCAAAUCGUCAUUUUCUUGUGAUCCUCAAUCAUGGAAAGAAGGAGAAAAUUAUAUUCGUAUAAAAAAUUAUGUAUCAGUUAGAACACUUGCCACUCCUCAUUACGGUUUCAUGCACAGCGAACCUGAUAGGAGAGGAAUAGAAUACGAAUGUCCAGGUUUUGCGGAAUAUGGAGAUUGGGCGAUCCCAGAACUUAUUGCGACUCAAUAUUGUACAAGUCCAUUCACCCCAUCCUCCAAGUUUUCUGCAUAUUCCGAAUUCACAGACUAUGCGACCCGUGUUAUGGAGAGAAAAUGUGCGUUAGGUGCUUACACUCCAUUACAACGGCGUUGUUAUUCUGAUGAAAAUUCAGAUCCUAUCCUGAGUGUUCGUAAAUUGAGUUUAUUAUUGCAAACAUGCAACAUUGCAAUUAAUGAAGUUGUGACAAAUGCGCGAUUCCAUGUUCAAGAUGGAAUAGUUAGCAUCGAAAUUCAAUGUGGGGUGUUUAUUAACGGUAAAGUUGAUACCAGCACUCUUAGAUGGAAUACAGAUGAUAGACGUUACACAAGAGCCAAUCAUCCAAACUAUGUUGUGCUUUCUGCAUUAUUGAGAUCAUUCAAUUUGGACGAUAUUGAAUUACCUGACGGAGAAUUCGUGACGGGAAUGAAAUUCGAAAAAUUGAAUGAUAACAAUUUGUCGUUGGUUCUUCAGGGAACUGAAAUGUAUGAUUCCAAUAAUCAAAUUAUCAGUGGUCAAACUAGUUUGCAUUCUCCACAAAAUACCGGAAUUUUAAGAGAGAAAAUAGAUUUAUUCCUACUCACUACACCUUUGGAAAUAAAAAAUCAAACUUGGGAAAUGAGUCAAUCGGGAAGAACUUACAUCGAAUUGACAGAAUCCAGAGAGUCAUAUAAAUAUCAAAGUAUUGCAAUAGUUCCAUUUUUGGACAUGCAACCGGCUAGCUUAUUGCAUGCAGCACCACUAGGCGGACUUGGAUUAUUUUACAAGGGUCAACCUGGCUAUGCCGGAUUUUUGGCUUUCAAACUUAUUUCUCCAAAAUAUGUGCAUUUUAUUAGCAGAAAUUAUGCUGAUAAUCUGGCUAUUACAUCUUCAAAUAUUUAUUAGUUGAGCACUAAGUUCUGUAAGCACUCAGAUAAUUUUACAAUAAAAAUUAUACAAAAGUUUGACUUUGCAACGACAUCCAGCGCACAUUUAAUUUUUACCAUACCCAUUGUGAAAUAUAGCAUUUAAUAGCAAAUAUAUUUAGUACUACUGGUUUAAUACACGAGAUGAGAAUUGAGAUACUCAAGUUGUCGUCGAAACACCAAAUUUUUUGAUAAGUUUUUUUAAAAAAUCUUCUGUAUGCAA
Microplitis mediator is the source of this 2486-nucleotide messenger RNA. RefSeq lists its product as uncharacterized. The record is from RefSeq and is a predicted model, not a curated record. NCBI's taxonomy places the organism in Eukaryota, Metazoa, Arthropoda, Insecta, Hymenoptera, Braconidae. The transcript is spliced from 8 exons. Bases 282 to 2243 code for a protein of 653 amino acids.